Drosophila kikkawai is the source of this 2213-nucleotide messenger RNA. RefSeq names its product Riboflavin transporter (gene Rift). Gene Ontology annotation, cellular component: plasma membrane. NCBI's taxonomy places the organism in Eukaryota, Metazoa, Arthropoda, Insecta, Diptera, Drosophilidae. Gene Ontology annotation, biological process: riboflavin transport. The record is from RefSeq and is a predicted model, not a curated record. Gene Ontology annotation, molecular function: riboflavin transmembrane transporter activity.
UCCCAUACACUCGCCAAACGUUGUUUACUUCAAAAAGUUUAAAUUCCGCGAUUAGCCCCCUCAAAUGGCCAAUAAAAUUCACAGAAGCUGGUCGCGCUUUUCCCUAGCUUUUCUUCUAUACCUUCUCGAUAUUCCGGCACCCGCCUCCAUUGACAGCGCCACUGAAAACUCCAGCAACAACAUUGCAUAAUUCGGUGGGGAAAAUUGGAGCUACGACUUUGUUUUUAUUUAUUUGUAACUGGAGCCCCCAUCCCUCUCAACGAAGCUAAUUAACCCCACCAAUUGAUUUUUGCCAAUUGAUUUUAUUAAAAUCGAUUCAAGGCAGAAAUUUAACGCUUUUGGCCUGCGCAUCCCAUCGUACAAGCGGCACAGUGGCUACACAGCCACUAAAGACUGGGGAUCAAGAAAUCUAAUCGCCGCGGAGAUCAUAAAUUAAUUUGAAAGAGUACACUUCGAAAAUGAGCCGGUACCAGGUGCAGAGCAAGAGCCGAGGAGCCACUGGUGGUGGGUCUCCGGGGCCAGUCUACGGCGUGGUCUCGACGUUGGACGACGCCGCUUCGAAUCCCGCGGAUUUCGACAGAUGCCCUCCACUUGAGGUGAGGAAGAGUGAACUGAGCUUGUUCCUCAACUGGGGAGACCCCAAAAAGCAGACCAUGGAGUUAGGGUCGAAAUUCAGAGAUCGCAGCUGGAUCGUCGAUCUAUUGGCCAUCUUUUUUGGCAUCGGCACCUGGCUGGGCGUCAAUGGAACCUUUAUACAACUACCUCUGCUGGUGGAUGAAGCCCCAGAGGGCUGGAGUCUGCCCUCGUACCUCAGCGUGAUGGUGCAGAUCGGGAACCUGGGACCCCUGCUCUACACGGCCAUUCAGAAAUAUUCGCCAAAGAAACUGAACGAUGGCUGGACCAUCCAUGGAGUGCUGCUAGUGGGUGCCAUCUCCUGCCUGCUGACCGCCUUCUUCUACAACCGAACUGCUCCGGUCAAUGGGACGGAUCACAGUGUGGCCCUGUUUGUGCUGACCUGCUUUACGGCUCUGAAUGCCUGCACUAGUUCUGUGCUCUUCAUGCCCUACAUGGGUCGCUUCAAGGAACAGUACAUGGUCACCUACUUCAUUGGCGAGGGACUGAGCGGGCUGCUGCCCAGUGUGACUGCUUUGAUCCAGGGCAUCGGUGAGAGUGGCGAGUGCACGUUGGUGAAUGUAACCGAAACGGGAGAUCCUAUCUACGAGCUGUUGAAGACACCACCAAGGUUCGAUACCCGGGUGUUCUUCCUUAUCCUCUUCGGACUGAUGGUCCUCAGCUAUGUGGGCUACACCCUGCUCAAUUCGCUGCCCGUGGCUAGGCGGGAAUAUGCCCAGGUUACUGUCACCGAGGGCAACAAGUACGUCUACGGAGAGGCGGAUAACCAGCAGCAGGCUGUAAAAGUGGAGAAGCUUUCGAAGGGACAAUACACUUACCUGCUCCUCCUGAUCGGGGCCAUAUCGCUGUUCAGCAACGGAAUGUUUGGCAGCAUUCAGUCCUAUUCCAGUGCUCCCUACGGCUCAAAGGCGUACCAUUUGGCGGCCACGCUCAGUGUGAUUGCCAAUCCGGUGGCCUGCUUCAUGGCCAUGUUUCUGCAUUUCACAUCGCUGCGUCUCAUCACGAUACUCUCUAUAUUGGCGGGUCUGCUGACCAGCUACGUCUUCACCACGGCCGCCCUGAGUCCUCUGCCGCCGCUCCAUGAUCAAACAGUGGGCGCCGUGCUGGUGGUUACCGCCUGGACCCUGCUGGUGGGAAUCGUUAGCUACACGAAGCUGGGCAUCACCACCGUGAUGCGGGCUCAGGGUGGCCAGUCGCUGGUCUGGGUGGGCGCCAUCACGCAGCUGGGCUCGGCAAUCGGUGCGGUGGCCAUAUUCUUUGCCAUUAACUACUCGAAUCUGUUCCAGGCCGCACAGACAAGCUGCUGACAUAUCCAGGGAUGCAGCGUGAAUUUAUAGAAGAUUUUACUGUAUGCUAGUUUAGUGUGUGAUAUUUCCCUAUUUUCCUAUUUGUAAUUCCAUCGUCACAAUGAAGACAAUACCUGAGAAAAUACGUGAAUGGCGAGUUUUAUAAAUCUGAUGACUGUUGGAGGUGAUAUCAGAAAAUACUGCGAAGCAUGGAGGGGGCUCAAAAUAUUUAAGCAUUUACCUCUUUAUAUUAAGAUGUGGUGAAAAAUAAAUUAGUUGUUUUAUGACAAGUUA